AUGAAGCUCUUCGCGACCUCUAUCCUCGCCCUCCUGGGCCUCGCCACCGUUACUUCCGCCCUCGACGAUCUCGAUGAUAAAGCCUGCAACGAGGGCGAGAAGCAGUGCAUCCUCAAGGGCCAGAUGAUCGAUCAAUGCAUCAACGGAAAGUGGGCCAUCGUCAAGGUCUGUAAGCCUGGCGAUGUCUGCGUUGAGAACCCUACAGCUCUGUGUGUUCUGAAGCCCGUUCAGAAGGGGACCACCAAUGCAGAGCGAGACGUCUCCGCCAUGGCCGACCUUGGUAACGACGUUGCUGAGUCUUCUGCCACCGACGACUGCCGCGAUGGCGACGCACAGUGCGAAGUCCUCCCACUCAUCUUGCUUGGCCGCCACGCGAUUAAGCGCUGCAACGACGACCACAAGUGGUUUACCGCAGAGGUCUGCAACCCAGAGGACGUCUGCAAUGCCAAGCCCUAUCCUCAAUGUGUCGGUGUCAAGGCUGUUGAGGCUCGCGAAGAGGACGGUGACGAGGACUCUAUCGAUACUGCUAACAAAGCUGAAAUGCCAUGCUCCAAAUGCAAGAAGUUUCGCGAGCAGUGCAAUACAGAUUGCUGCAAGCGAACUCAUUGCAGGACUCAAACGGUUUGCCGCAAGGAGUGCAUCAACCAGAUGGAGAUCUUCCUGGUUGAAGACGGUCAGAACGGACGGUACCGCGGUAGUUGCAAGUACUACUGCCCGCAGUUGUUGUAA
Alternaria atra is the source of this 729-nucleotide messenger RNA. RefSeq lists its product as uncharacterized. The record is from RefSeq and is a predicted model, not a curated record. The transcript is spliced from 3 exons. Lineage: Eukaryota; Fungi; Ascomycota; Dothideomycetes; Pleosporales; Pleosporaceae. The coding region runs from base 1 to 729 and encodes 242 amino acids.